CAUAUAUUUGGGGGGAUUUCACGGAAAAAAGGGGGAAUCCUCGACAUUUAGAGUGUAGCAAAGGAAAAAACACUAAGGUUGGGUUCCUCCCUGUCAUUGGCAGUGCCCCAGUAGGGGUGGGAUUGGGGCGAAUAUCCCCAAAGCUAAGGCCCCACACCCUUUAAAUUACAAGAGUAGGUUUGGCAGGAGUGUGCCCCAAAAUAGAGUGGAAAGGUGUCUGGAAAUACACCACGUCUUGGAAAUUUGGGGGUCUUGGCUUUGGGACAGAGGAAGUGGGGACAGCAGGGAAGGGGGUUUUCGGUAGGGAGCGAAAUUUGAGGGUGGGGACAACUGAGGAGUGCAUAGGCUGCUGGGUCCCCUGGAGCUAGCACGUCGCCCAAGGGUGGGAGCUGGCUGCUGUGGGGGUGGGGGGCGUGGGGGAAUCUGGGACGUAUCCUCAGGUCCUCUGGGUGAGGCGGUGAGCCGGGCCCUGAGUGUCAAGAGCAUGCUCUGGUGAGCGGGCUCCUCUCGGGGAGCCCAUCGCGCUCCGGGCGCCGGCCGAUCUGGGGGUGUCUCCUCCCGGGGCGCCAUGGCGGCGCUGGCCAGUAGCCUGAUCCGGCAGAAGCGGGAGGUCCGCGAGCCCGGGGGCAGCCGGCCGGUGUCGGCGCAGCGGCGCGUGUGUCCUCGCGGCACCAAGUCCCUUUGCCAGAAGCAGCUCCUCAUCUUGCUGUCCAAGGUGCGACUGUGCGGGGGGCGGCCUGCGCGGCCAGACCGCGGCCCGGAGCCUCAGCUCAAAGGCAUCGUCACCAAACUGUUCUGCCGCCAGGGUUUCUACCUCCAGGCGAAUCCUGAUGGGAGCAUCCAGGGCACCCCAGAGGACACCAGCUCCUUCACCCACUUCAACCUGAUCCCUGUGGGGCUUCGUGUGGUCACCAUCCAGAGUGCCAGGCUGGGUCACUACAUGGCCAUGAACGCCGAGGGACUUCUCUACAGCUCGCCACAUUUCACAGCUGAAUGUCGCUUUAAGGAGUGCGUCUUUGAGAAUUACUAUGUCCUGUAUGCCUCUGCUCUCUACCGCCAGCGCCGUUCUGGCCGGGCCUGGUACCUGGGCCUGGACAAGGAGGGACAGGUCAUGAAGGGAAAUCGAGUCAAGAAGACCAAGGCAGCCGCCCACUUUGUGCCCAAGCUACUGGAGGUGGCCAUGUACCGGGAGCCUUCUCUCCACAGUGUCCCUGAGACCUCCCCUUGCAGUCCCCCUGAGAUGUAGUCCUUGGACUGGAGGCUUCCUGCAUUCCCAGUGAGCCAGCCACCGCCACAGCCUGUCUCCCAGUCCUGCUGCCACCCCUGCUGCCACACACAUGCCCUGAGCAGCCAGCUCCCCCCAGGUGCUCUACUCUGAGGGAGCCUAGGGGCUGGCUGUGACUUUCAGGGCUGCUGAGACCCUUAGAUCCUUGGGCCUGGGAGGUGGUCAGAGAGGAGGAUGUCUGAAAAUGGUCCUUGUUGGUCAUUUCUUUCUUUCCACACUCACGUACCUUCAAAGCCUUUUCCUGAGAUGGCACUGGGAGUUCCCAAGCUGAUAGAGCCAGGACAUAAACACUCCCCACCCCUGGCUCAGCUAGUUCCUGGAGUUCUGUGCCCCUUUCAUUGCCACUGAGCCAUAGAUUUAUAGGUCCACUGGAGCUCAGGAAUAGCUUCCCUCUUUCCCUACUCUAACUUCUACCUUGGUCUGGACAGAUUCUGGAACACCAGACACCCUGGCUAAGGCCACUUCUGCACUAGGGCUCUGUGCUGGAACCGAGGCAUGCUGCCAGGUUCUGUUCUGGAUCCAUCAGGCUUCUAUCCUUGACCCAGAUGGACCUCUGGCUUCCAAGUAGAAAGAGGCCAGAUUUGAGCAUUUUCUAGAUGUUGGCCUUGCCCCAAACUGGGACCAGUUUCAGAUCACCACUUCUUAUCCCAGAGACACCCAAUUCUAGAGCAUGGUGUUCUAGACAUUUUUGGAGCCAUACUUCCUUCUGAAUCCCAGCUCUAGGACAUAGACCACAGCUCUAAGCCAUUUUCCCCAGGAUGGAAGUGGGGCCUAUAUAGCCAUAUUAUUGCUUUAAAUAAGUUCUAGACCUACCCUCCCACCUUCUCUAGUGAUACCUAUUAAGGAUGAGCUCUGGAAAGGAUCCAGCUAUGAUUCAUAAAAACUAAGUUCUGGAUGAAU
Carlito syrichta (Philippine tarsier) is the source of this 2185-nucleotide messenger RNA. RefSeq names its product fibroblast growth factor 11 (gene FGF11). Lineage: Eukaryota; Metazoa; Chordata; Mammalia; Primates; Tarsiidae. The record is from RefSeq and is a predicted model, not a curated record. Gene Ontology annotation, biological process: fibroblast growth factor receptor signaling pathway; positive regulation of cell population proliferation; positive regulation of gene expression. The coding region runs from base 569 to 1246 and encodes 225 amino acids. Gene Ontology annotation, cellular component: cytoplasm. Gene Ontology annotation, molecular function: growth factor activity; fibroblast growth factor receptor binding. The transcript is spliced from 5 exons.